CAGAAGCUGAUUACAACACCGUGGAUACACAGGUGGUGGUAGCGGUGGUCGGUAGUAUUCACCAGGAAGACCGUUACUAGAACAAACCAUGAAGAACGAAGGUAUAGAGGGGACAGAGAGGUUCGUGAGCCCGGACAGAGGCAGAGGUCUGCGGGCAGUGAGGCACUUCGCAGUGGGGGAGUUGGUGUUCGCCUGCCCAGCGUACUGCUACGUGUUGACAGUGAAUGAGAGAGGAGCGCACUGUGAGCACUGCUUCACCAGGAGAGAAGACCUUUCUAAAUGUGGAAAAUGUAAACAGGCAUACUACUGCAAUGUCGACUGUCAGAGAGGAGAUUGGCCCAUGCACAAGCUGGAAUGUGUGGCUAUGGUUGCUUAUGGAGAAAACUGGUGUCCAUCAGAGACGGUCAGACUCGUGGCUAGGAUCAUCAUGAAACAGAGAGUCACAACAGAGCGCACCCCGUCAGAGAGGCUGCUGCUGCUCAAAGAGUUUGAAGCACAUUUAGAUAAGAUGGACAGUGAGAAGGACGAGUUGAACCAGGCAGACAUUGCAGCGCUGCAUCACUUUUACUCCAAACACAUCAGCAACAUCCCAAACGACCAGGCUCUCACCGAGCUCUUUGCACAGGUUAACUGUAACGGCUUUACUAUUGAGGAUGAGGAGCUCUCUCAUCUCGGAUCAGCUGUUUUUCCUGAUGUAGCACUGAUGAACCACAGCUGUAACCCAAAUGUAAUAGUGACUUAUAAAGGCACAGUGGCUGAGGUCAGAGCUGUUCAAGAGAUAAACCCUGGAGACGAGGUGUGUGACAGUUACAUAGAUCUGCUCUAUCCAACAGAGGACAGGAGAGAGAGGUUGUUAGAUUCCUACUUCUUCAUGUGCCAGUGUACUGAAUGCACCACCAGCUCCAAGGACAAUGAAAAAAUGAAGAUCAGGAAGCUGAGUGCUCCACCAGAGCCAGAGGAAAUCCGAUCUAUGGUCCGUUAUGCCAAAAACGUUAUUGAAGAGUUCAGGAGAGCCAAACACUACAAAACCCCCAGUGAGCUGCUGGAGAUGUGUGAGCUCAGCCAGGAGAAGAUGGGAGCUAUUUUUGCAGAAACCAAUGUCUACAUGCUGCACAUGAUGUAUCAGGCCAUGGGUGUGUGUCUGUACAUGCAGGACUGGGACGGAGCUAUGAGAUAUGGAGAGAAGAUCAUUGGUCCAUACAGCGUUCACUACCCAGCCUACUCUCUCAAUGUGGCGUCUAUGUACCUCAAACUGGGACGGCUGUAUUUGGGUCUGGAGAAGAAGUUGCAAGGAGUCAAAGCUCUGAAAAAGGCGCUUGCUAUCAUGGAGGUGGCUCACGGUAAGGAUCACCAUUAUGUAGCUGAGGUCAAGCGAGAGAUCGAGGAUCAGAAAUAAAGGAGGAAUAACAGGAGGAGCAAAAACAUUAAAGAUGAAGCUGCUGGGUUGAGGAACCUUCUUAAAGCGACAACAAAAGAACUCACCACAGCUGCAUGCCAUGCAUCUUAUACCUCUGUGUUUGCCGUCACCCACUCUGCUGUUCUUCUUGCCUCUUCAGGCAUCUUUCUUUUUUUAUGUCCACUGUCAACAUAUUCUUGCUGAGGAAGACCAUGUUUAUAUUUGCACUCAGCUACAUCCUGUCAGACCUAAGAUGAAAGCAGACAAUUUGGAGCUGAAUUGUUUGGAAUGAAGGUCAUUCAACACAGUCAACACAAAUCAAAAAAGGAUCACAUCAGUAUAAAAGAACUUUGUUCCUGCCUUUAAAGCUGUCUUUGAAAUGAAACAAAGCUUUCACAUGACGGCUACAGAGCCUCUGUGUUCAGACUUUGCUGAGCUGUAAUAUUUCACAGUGUCCUGUAUACCCAUCCACACAUUGUUUAACCAGUGUUUGUCUUUGGCAGCUGUGCUGGCUGCACAGCUUUGCUCCCAGCUGUCAUUUAUUGAUUUUUACUUCUCUACAAAUUGGUGAGUAGUUGUUAGAGAGGGCAUUACUACCUUUCCACAGCUAUAAUGCAUUUUAACUCUACCAAAAAAAUCAACAGAAUUUCUAGCUUCAUAUGUUCCUGUUGAAACUGUGAAAACAUAAUGACUGACCAUGCAUCAGGUACUCUGUAGCAGUGGAGAAGAAAUGCAAACAACUAUUCCUGAAUGAAGGAGCAGUUUUUGGAUCAGCCUGUCUUACAGUAUGUUCUACUUCUUUAAAAGAACCAGAAAAGUUGUUGCACGUUUUAUUGUUUAUGUUGUGUUUGUAUUUUUUUUCAUGGGGCUUGUUGACCAAAAGGGCCACGGUUUAAAGGGGACAUAUUUUACCCUUUUAAGACAAGUUUAUAUUGGUCUCAAAUGUCCCCAAAACAUGCCUGUGAAGUUUGUUGCUGAAAAAACACUCCAGUAUUGGAUUUUUGCAUGUCUAA
Messenger RNA from Cheilinus undulatus (humphead wrasse), 2409 nucleotides. RefSeq names its product SET and MYND domain containing 2a (gene smyd2a). Lineage: Eukaryota; Metazoa; Chordata; Actinopteri; Labriformes; Labridae. Gene Ontology annotation, molecular function: protein binding. Gene Ontology annotation, cellular component: nucleus. Bases 89 to 1396 code for a protein of 435 amino acids. The record is from RefSeq and is a predicted model, not a curated record. The transcript has 12 exons.